AUGGGGUCGGCUCCGCUUGGCCUCCGCCGGGCGGCCAUGGCGGGCUCUGGGGGCUCUGUUGUUCUCCUGCUCUCCCUGCUCUCCGUCGCGAUGGCGGCGGGAGGCGGCGCUGCGCCGGCCUGGGACGCGGCUGGCUACCUGCUCUACUGCCCCUGCAUGGGUCGGUUCGGGAACCAGGCUGAGCACUUCCUGGGAGCCCUCGCUUUCGCUCGAGCCCUCAACCGGACCUUAGCCGUGCCGCCGUGGAUCGAGUACCGCCACCACCGCCCGCCCUACACCAAUCUGCACGUUCCCUACACGGAGCACUUCCAGCUGGAGCCACUGCGGCAGUACCACCGAGUUAUCCCCUUGGAGGAGUUCAUGGAGAAGCUGGCACCCCUUCACUGGCCCCCUGGCAAGAGAGUGGCUUACUGCUUCGAAGCAGCAGCCCAGAGGAGUGCAGACAAGAGCACCUGCCCCAUGAAGGAUGGAAAUCCCUUUGGACCCUUCUGGGAUCAGUUCCAGGUGGAUUUUGACAAGUCUGAGCUCUUCAAGGGAAUCUCCUUCAAUUCUGCAUACAAAGACCACUGGAUCCAAAGGUUCCCCCCCUCUGAGCACCCUGUGCUUGCCCUGCCUGGAGCUCCAGCCCAGUUUCCAGUCCUGGAGGAGCACCGGCCCCUCCAUAAGUACAUUGUGUGGUCUGAGGACAUGGUGAAGAAAGGAGAAGCCUACAUUGAGUCUCUGCUGGUCAGGCCCUAUGUGGGAAUUCAUCUGAGGAUUGGCUCAGACUGGAAAAAUGCCUGCAAUAUGUUGAAGGAUGGGACAGCUGGGCCCCACUUCAUGGCAUCCCCUCAGUGUGUGGGCUACGACCGCAGCACCACGGUGCCGCUCACCAUGGACAUGUGCCUGCCGGACCUCAGGGAGAUCCAGCGUGCCCUCCAGCUCUGGGUGAAGAAGACAGAGGCCAAAUCUGUUUACAUAGCUACUGAUUCUGAGCCCUACACCAGAGAAAUCCAGCAGCUCUUCCAAGGAAAGGUGAAGGUGGUGAGCCUGCAGCCAGAAGUGCCUCAGGUGGAUCUGUACAUCCUGGGCCAGUCCGACCACUUCAUCGGGAACUGCGUCUCCUCCUUCACCGCCUUCGUGAAGCGGGAGCGCGACGUGCGGGGCAAGCCCUCCUCCUUCUUCGGCAUGGACCACCCCCCCCGGCUGAGGGAUGAGUUCUGAGCAGGCCAGGAGCAGGCUCCAUGCUUCUCAGGGUGCUGAGCUCAGGCCCCUGCCA
Dryobates pubescens (Downy woodpecker) is the source of this 1258-nucleotide messenger RNA. RefSeq names its product protein O-fucosyltransferase 1 (gene POFUT1). Gene Ontology annotation, biological process: regulation of Notch signaling pathway; Notch signaling pathway; protein O-linked glycosylation via fucose. Gene Ontology annotation, molecular function: peptide-O-fucosyltransferase activity. NCBI's taxonomy places the organism in Eukaryota, Metazoa, Chordata, Aves, Piciformes, Picidae. The coding region runs from base 1 to 1203 and encodes 400 amino acids. The transcript is spliced from 7 exons. The record is from RefSeq and is a predicted model, not a curated record. Gene Ontology annotation, cellular component: endoplasmic reticulum.